AUGUUCUUCUCGGAUGGAACUCUCUCAGCCGUCGGUAGUGCGCUCCUGUUGGGAUUAACGCUCCUGGCCGCGCGGUGCGACCUCAGCCACGGAUCCUCGGACCUCUCAGGUUACCUGUCCAAAGUGUUGAGGAACUACACUGAGCAGGCCUGUGAAGGGGACCUCCUCUCCGUCCGCUGCCCGCCACGCACCACCAUCACCGUCCAAUCAGCUUUCUACGGAAGGAGGGGGGCCUCUGACCCCCAGCACUGCCCUCAGACCUACCAGGCCCUCCUGAGUUCUUACAACGCUCUGGAGGAUGUUCGAUAUUGUUCUGUGUCCACCGCUCUACAGAAAAUGCUGGACGAGUGCCAAGACAGAAGGAGCUGUCAAGUCCUUGUCAACAGCCGCGUGUUCGGGACGGACCAGUGUCCUGGCAUCAGUAAAUACCUCAUUGUCUGGUACAAAUGCCGACCGAACGAGUAUAAGAGUAAGGUGGUGUGUGAGGAGGAGAGGAUGAGGCUGAGCUGCAAGCGGGGAAUGCAGAUCGCCAUUUACUCCGCCAUGUUUGGCCGAACGCAGCAGGGCACCCUGGAGUGUCCCCUUCACCACCGGAGGGCGCCGUCAGUAGACUGCCAGUCGUCUGUGGCUCUGCAGGUCGUCACCGCUCGCUGUCAGGGCAAGAAGAGCUGCCUGGUCCGAGCCUCCACCAGAGACUUUGGAGAUCCGUGUUACUCCGGCACCAGGAAGUACCUCAGCGUCAUCUACACCUGUGUCCCAAAGAAGUUGCUCCAGGAGCAGAGCCCCAGACCACCGGUGUUCUCCCCUCCCCCCGGUGCCCAUGACCCCAACAUAGUGGGAGACGGUCCUCCGGAGGGGAGCUCGGUCCAAAGCUCUGACGCUGUCCCAGAGAAGAAGAAGGUCAGGGAGACGAACCCUUACGAGGAGAAGGCUUCAGACGCUGAGAGAGGAGGAGGAGGAAGAGGAGGAGGCGGAGGAGGAAGAGGAGGAGAGGAAAGUGCGCUGCGGCCCAGAGACAUGAAUCCCAUCAUCAACUCCACCUCCAGCGCCAACAUGGCUCUCAUCAGCAACGCACUGGCAGCCUACAACUACGUGUCAGACCACCCGGAGAGGGCAGCGCUCUUCUUCGUCUGCGGCGUGUGCCUGGGCCUCUUCCUCACGCUCUUCGCCCUGGUGGUCCAGAUCUCCUGCCGCACCGACUGCAAGCCACGCAAGCACCCCCCCGCCAAGAAGCGGCCCCGUCCCGCCGACACGUCGUCCGACUCCAGCGACUCGGACUCGGACUGGGAGACCACCUCGGACCUGUCGGCGCGGAGGCACCGGCGGUUCGAGCGCACGCUCAACAUGAACGUGUUCACGUCGGCCGAAGAGCUGGAGCGGGCGCAGCGGCUGGAGGAGAGGGAGCGCAUCAUCCGGGAGAUCUGGAUGAACGGGCAGCCGGACAUCCCCGGGACACGCAGCCUCAACCGGUAUUACUGAGGCUCUUCAUAGGAAGAUCACAUGACUCGAACGCACUUGAAGGCCCCCCCCGACGAGGCCACACAACUGUGGACUCGCUGGUGAGAACAGUGGAAGUUACUGCAGACCUGGAAAGAAAGUCCUCCCUCUCCGCCGGUUGGCAUAUUCCUCUGGGUGUCAUAAGCUAGACCCCAUUUAGUGAGAGAAGAAGCUCUCUGCACGGUGAGCUCAGCUCUGCCUGAGGGUGAAAGGCUACGCUGCUU
This is a messenger RNA of Limanda limanda (common dab), 1721 nucleotides long. RefSeq names its product protein eva-1 homolog C (gene eva1aa). The coding region runs from base 1 to 1479 and encodes 492 amino acids. NCBI's taxonomy places the organism in Eukaryota, Metazoa, Chordata, Actinopteri, Pleuronectiformes, Pleuronectidae. Gene Ontology annotation, molecular function: carbohydrate binding. The transcript is spliced from 8 exons. The record is from RefSeq and is a predicted model, not a curated record.